This is a messenger RNA of Phialemonium atrogriseum, 1026 nucleotides long. RefSeq lists its product as uncharacterized. The transcript has 4 exons. The record is from RefSeq and is a predicted model, not a curated record. Bases 1 to 1026 code for a protein of 341 amino acids. Lineage: Eukaryota; Fungi; Ascomycota; Sordariomycetes; Cephalothecales; Cephalothecaceae.
AUGAAGUGCAAUACAUUCGCCGCCGCCUUCGGGCUGUUCGCGCCCACCAGCGCACUGCUUCGAUUCGGCUGCGCCAGUCUGACAACCCAGCGUAUAGAUCCCUUGGUUAACCCAGGCGUGUCCCCGUCGCCCCAUCUUCAUCAGAUCAUCGGAGGCGACUCGUUCAACGUGUCGAUGGAUCCCGCCACACACGAUCUCCCGGCGCUUUCUACUUGCACGACCUGCCAGUUCUCUGAAGACUUCUCCAACUACUGGACCGCUGUUCUCUUCUUCCGUGCUAGGAAUGGCUCUUACCACAGGGUCCCGCAAAUUCCGCAAGCGGGCAUGGAGAGUACCAAUGGCGGCAUGGUCGUCUAUUACAUGAGCGACGCCCUCUUCGACACUGCACAGAAAUCAACAGUCACGGCUUUCAAGCCCGGCUUCCGCAUGCUUGUUGGCAACAACGAUUUCCGGACCCGCGACCAAGCCAGAAGUUUCCGGCAGCUGACCUAUACGUGCAUGGCAUCCCAGGCCACCCGUAAUCCCGAGACUCUAGACUUCCCCACGGGUACUUGCAAAACUGGGAUCAUGGCCACCCAUCGCUUCCCGACCUGCUGGGACGGCGUCCACCUGGACUCGCCCAACCAUCAAGACCACGUCGCAUACCCGGAAUCCGGCACCUUUGAGUCCGGCGGCCCCUGCCCCGCCACGCACCCCGUCAAGAUCCCGCAGCUAAUGCUGGAGACCGUAUGGGAUACCUCCGCUUUCAACAACAAGGCCGAUUGGCCGGAGGACGGCAGCCAGCCGUUCCUCUGGUCCAGCGGCGACACGACGGGCUAUUCCACCCACGCCGAUUACCUGUUCGGCUGGAAGGAUAACUCUCUCCAGAAGGCUAUGGAUGCUCAUACCUACGUCAGCGCUCCGACGCUCAAGACCCAGAGUAUCGCCCAGCAGAACAAGUGCACCGUUCCUCUCAUGGUCAAGGAGAAUAUCGACGGCUGGUUGUCCGAGAUCCCCGGCCAAGGCAUGGAAGGCAUGGCCAUGUAA